Messenger RNA from Molossus molossus (Pallas's mastiff bat), 1136 nucleotides. It is a transcript of the gene CXCL13, whose product is annotated as C-X-C motif chemokine ligand 13. Gene Ontology annotation, biological process: inflammatory response; cellular response to lipopolysaccharide; chemokine-mediated signaling pathway. NCBI's taxonomy places the organism in Eukaryota, Metazoa, Chordata, Mammalia, Chiroptera, Molossidae. Gene Ontology annotation, molecular function: chemokine activity; CXCR chemokine receptor binding. The record is from RefSeq and is a predicted model, not a curated record. Bases 25 to 354 code for a protein of 109 amino acids. Gene Ontology annotation, cellular component: extracellular region. The transcript is spliced from 4 exons.
GUCUGAACUCCACCUUCAGGCAGAAUGAGGUUCUUGCCCGGAUGUCUGCUUCUGGUGCUGCUGGUCACCAGCCUCUCUCCAGUCCAUGGUGUUCUGGAGGCUUUAAAUACAAACUUGAAGUGUCAAUGCACCAAAACUGUCUCAUUCUGGAACAAACCCAAGAUGGUUUCAUUCAUUGACAUCUUUCCCCCUGGGAACAGUUGCCCAAACAUGGAAGUCAUAGUCCGGACGAAGACUAAGUCAAAUCUAUGCUUGAAUCCUGACUCCAAGUGGACACGAUCUUUGUUGAAAGAUGUACUGAAAAAGUUUGCAACUCUAAAUUCACCGGUUCGAAUUAGGAUACGAAAGGCCUGAUGCCAAUACCCCAGUAUGGAUACCUGCAUUUCUUAAUUCCUGACCUGGGUUUAGUUUUAUGGUCAGAUGAAUCGUUUCUAAAAAAAUAAAAAAGAGCUUCUCCAUACAAGCAAGCAUAAAAAUGCAAGUAGAAACCACCCUUCAGAGGAUGACAGGGAAAACUUGGACUUUUUUUGAAUAGAGUACCCUACAUACUUGGAGUUUGCAUUCUUAUUCAUGAGGGAGGAAAACUCCAUGUAAGUUUCUUUUGAUAAUAUACCUAUUGUUUAAUGCUAAAUUUUCCUAGACAAAUAAAAGAAUGAGAAUUUAAACCUCAAAUCUGAACAUCUGGCUUGAAUUAAGAAGAAAAUGACAGAGAGCAUUUCCAUCAUUUUACACCCGAAGAGAAGCAGGCUUCCAUAGGAGACUAAAGAAGCUGCCUGGGAAACCCAUGAAGCUUCAGCCUGACAAGAGCCAGAGGGUCCACGUAGUAGACAUCUUCCAUUCAAAAUUCACUAUUAAGAGGAAUAGGGUCUUUUUUCUCCUUUUAAAGAAUUCCCUUAUAAGAAUUAUUGUCACAGAUAAGAACUAAUACCAUUCAAAGAUCCCCAGACUUAAAUUCAUAGAAUAUUCAGGAAAGGCAUUUAAAGGGUGAUGUUCAGAUAUAUUCUUUUCUAUAUUUGCUUUGACGAACUUUUAUUCACAUCUCUUGCACAGACUUGUUGGUGUUGGUUUCUGGUAUCCAAUUCUAUAAUGCUUCUUAUUCGUCUAAUGCUAUUCAAUAAACUUGUGCAAACAUUUUA